Messenger RNA from Pseudozyma flocculosa PF-1, 534 nucleotides. RefSeq lists its product as uncharacterized. Gene Ontology annotation, biological process: DNA-templated transcription. The transcript is spliced from 2 exons. NCBI's taxonomy places the organism in Eukaryota, Fungi, Basidiomycota, Ustilaginomycetes, Ustilaginales, Ustilaginaceae. The record is from RefSeq and is a predicted model, not a curated record. The coding region runs from base 1 to 534 and encodes 177 amino acids.
AUGAGCGAGAUCCGCACGCGCUCAGCCCACUUUCUCACAGAGAGCCUCUCCUCUGCCUCGCCCUCCUCCUCCUCCUCCCAAGACCUCUCAUCGUUGGGCUCGGACCUCGAAGCCGCCAUCCACGCCAAGCAUGGAGAUACCUCAAACGAGUACCGCGCAGAGGUGCGCAACCUCGGCCUCACGCUCAAGAGGGACAACCCGCAGCUCGCCGCCAGCCUCGUCCAAGGCACCGUCACGGCCGAGCAGGUGGCGCAUAUGAGCGACGACGAGCUCAAGAGCCCUCAGAGGAGGAUGGAGGAUAACAGGCUCAGGCAGCAGGGACUCGAAAACGCAGUCGGGGUAGACGACUUCCAGAUCGACGUCACCUCGACCACCCAGCCCGGCAUCUCGACCGCAGACCAGGCCGACAUGGCAACCUACGGCGAGGCAGAGGAUGCCGAAAUGGGCGGAGGCGGCGAGGGAGAGUUCAAGGCGCGCGCACAGCCAAAGGUCGGAGAGGCCAUGAAGGGAAUCGAGUUCGAAACGGGCUCCUAG